AACUUUCUCGCAACAAUGUUGCAGAUACAACAUUUUGUUUCAUUGAUACUAAUAAUCGAGGUGAUACAUCAUAAUGCCAUCACCUGUCUCGAAUCGAAUAGUGUAAAUCACGCGAGUGUCACCACCCUAACCUCGGUGAAUGGGGUGAAUACCACCCUAACGAUCAGCAAUCAUAUUUGCACUCGCGAAGAAACCUACAUCGAACAGAGACAAACGCCCACAAUGCAACAAGUCAAGGUGCGUGCCUCGAAUUGGUGUUUGGAUUUUCCGCCAAGGUGUUCAAAUUACAAGACUGAAUUUCGGGAAGUCAUCAAGUUGGAGAAUAUCACAAAAACACGAACAAUACGAUAUUGCUGUGAUGGUUAUGCUGGGAUAACUUCAAUAAAUGAAACAAUCUGUAAGCCAAUUUGUCGUGGCGGUUGCGGUCGUGGUUAUUGUCAUUCACCAAAUGAAUGCCAAUGUGAUGCUGGUUAUAUGGGCAAGCAUUGUACACAAAGAUGCAGUCAUGAUCGUUGGGGUGAUGCCUGCAGGAAUGUCUGUCGCUGUCGUAAUCAAUCGGUUUGCGAUAAUCGAUCUGGAAUUUGUCACUGUACAUCAGGCUGGACUGGUGAAAGGUGUGAAUUACCCUGCCCUCAAGGACUUCAUGGUGUAAUGUGCAAAAAAACAUGUAAUUGCAGUUCGAAUCGUUGCAAUCCACAAACCGGUGAUUGUCUUGUCGACGAAAGUAACAAUACCCUUCCAGCCAAUGUCACAACCUCAAUGAUUGAAAGUUUAAAUUCAACAAUUGUCAAUAUUACCCAGAAUCUCAAUCGAAUAGCAAAAAAUCUUGGCACAACUGAAACAGUAACUUACCUUGUUCCGGACACGAUUCUUGAUGCAACAACUUCGAAAACCGUUCAGGAAGUUAUUUUGAUUAAGCCACCAGAUCAUCCAACUCCAUCGAUAAUUGUCCAUCAGCCGGGUGGAGGUGUAAAGACCCCAGAAGUUAUUCAUGUUAUAACUAAUUGGCAACAGGAGCAGUUGAAAGGUUCUGGUGAUGCGAAUGAAACUCGAAUUUAUGAAGCAGGGUUGCCAAGUCUCGAUUCGGAAUCAAGGAUACUCACAGUUUUGUUGGUGGUUCUGCUGUGUAUUAUGGUGUUUUUAGCUUUGGGAUUUUUGAUAAUCUAUAAGAAGUUCAAUUUCAAACGAGAUGUUAUGCCAGGAGGUCCUUCUGAUCCUGAUGUUGAUCCGAAUUCGAAGGCUUUUACUAAGCCUCUGCCAGAUCUCCCAGCUUUUACUCAAAUUAUUCGAAAUAAAGUUGAUGGUCCUGAAUUCUAUGACUGUCCGACCAAUAAUACCGUUGUCAAGCCUCCUUACUGUUAUGCACGUAAAGAAUCUCUUUAUUCGGUAAUUCCGAAAUCACGAAAAGGCAGUGUUGAUAGUCAUUUGUAUGAUGAAAUACGUUAUCCUGGUGCACAUAAAAUAUCUCACAUUUAUCAAACCCUAAGUCAGUAUAGUUUUAAACUUCAAGUCCUCCAAGAUGAACGUUCUUUGGAAAUUUCUUUUCAUAACUCUUUUGCUAUAUGCAACAGUUUGAAACCAAAUAAAAAUAAAACAUGUUGUGUGCCAAUUUGUGAGCAUAAAUGCAUCGGUGGAAAAUGUGUUGGUUUGAAUAAAUGUAAAUGUUUACCGGGACAUAUAGCGACAGAAAUUCCUAAUGUUUGUGAACCGUUUUGUUCGAAUUGCACCAAUGGAUAUUGUUAUGGUUAUGAAAAGUGUGCAAAUCGACGUUGGAAUAGUAAAAAUUCUGUGGAACCUAAGACACAGUGUGGAAUGGAUGUUUUUACAACAACUACUAAUAUUUUAGAUGAUAACACUGAAUUGCCAAAAUCAAAUGAUAUUUUAAAGGAAGGUGAACAAUUUGGAAGUCCAAAACUUGUAGAAUCAAAUUCUGCAACAGAAUUACUGUCGAUAUUUCCUGAGAAAAUAAUCAAAAAAAAUAUUGGUGAUUCAUCAAAAAUACCAAGUUCAACUUCACCAACAGAAGUCAAGUCAACAAGCAGUUCUUCAGAAAAUGAUUUCGAACAAACUCAAAAACCAACCGAAAUCACAUCAAAAUUCACUUCGAAAACGACCAAUCCUUCGAGCAGACUUCACAAUUUAGUUGAUGAUAUGAAAGCUUUUUUUGAUGAACUCGAUGCAGAUUUCCUUCGGAGCAAAGAGUUUAUGUCUAAGAAUUAUGCUGUCAGCAGUUCUUCAGAAACUGAACUAAAACAAACUUCAAAAUCAACCGAAAUCACAUCAAAAUUUACUACGAAAAUGCCCAAUUUUUCGAGCAGACUUCAAAAUUUAGAGGAAUUUGAGAUAACUGAUGAAUACCUUGCUGAUUUGUUUGCCGAAUUCGAAACUAAUUUACCAAGAAUUUUGGAAGAAGAAACUAUUUCUAAAAAUUCAGCUGUCAUUGGGAAAAUUCUAGAACCUUCAACAACUAUCACAGUGCAUUCGGCAACCGAGCAACCUUUAAGCCGAAUUUUCAACAAAUUGCAAGAAACUGAAGUUGAUGAAAUUAUGUCAACAAUUUCUGAUGAAAGCGAGACAAUUUCACCAAUGCAUGAAGAAUCCAUUUCGAAUUCUCCAACUGUCAUCGAUGGAAGAAUUUUUGACAAGCAACUGAAGGAUGGUGAAGUGACAUCUAUGACGGAAAGUGAGAAAUCUUUUUCGUAUGAAGUGAAAAUGCCUGGAAUUGAUGACAUUAUAACACCCACUUUUUCUGAAAACGAGGUUAAUUUAAUUUUGUUAGAAGAAACAAAUUCUAACUCUCCCGCUGUUGUUGGAGUAGUUCUUGAAGAAUUGGCACCCAAUAUUCAACUAUUAAAGGAAGAAUCAACAAUUUCACCUCAGCUAGAAGAAAAAACUUCUAAUUCUCCUUCUUCUUUCUUUGGAAAAGUUGGUAACAAACUAAAAAUGACAGAAGAAGUUGAAGGAAGCAAACUUUUAGUUGAACCUUCGAAUCAUAAAUCUUCUGCUGAAGAAUUCCGAUUGGCUGCAGUACCUUUGGGAGUUGGUAUUCUAAUUGGAAUAGUUGUUCUUGGAUUAUUGUUUCGAAAUCAUUAUCGUAAUCAAGGGUCUUAUAAUAACUCUUAUUGUUAUACAUUUUGUAUUUUUUUUUUCUUCUUUUUAAAAAAAAUCGCAAGCCAGUCUCUGGCAAAUAUGUACAUCGAUUGGAAGUUUGUAGAAUUUUUGUCAAUAGUCUUGACACUAGCCUUCUUCGAAAGUGAUGCAACUUUGACAGAAAAACAAAGACGUGGAAAGAAUCAAUUUCGUCAACAACAAUCGGAGCAAUAUGAAACAACAACAAGUGCACCGGAAGAGAAUGUCAACAACAAAUGUCACAUUGAAGUUCCAAAUGUUGCUUUGGGAUCUUAUCCAUAUGCAAAACACAUCCGAACUGGUUCAUCAAUGCAUAUGACAUUUAUCGAAACAUGUUGCGAAGGUUAUCGGCCUCAUAAGUUGGACGGUGUUGCUGGUGAAAUUGUUUGCCAGCCGAUUUGUGAGAAUUGCCUAAAUGGCUAUUGCGUAGGUCCUGGGGAAUGUGAGUGUUUCGAUGGAUUUGUGAAGAACGACAGUGGCGAUUGUGUGUUUACAUGUCCAAUAAGUUGCUUAAAUGGACAGUGUUAUCUAGAUGGAACUUGUAAAUGUCAUUUGGGAUAUAAGUUAGAUGAGACAAGAAAAUUCUGUCGACCAAUAUGCUCUGACGGAUGUAAUGGUUGGAUGCAGAAUUGCACGGAACCAGAGACUUGUGGCUGUAGCACAGGUUAUACACUGAGAGAAAAUGGUUGUAGUGCAAUUUGUGAGCCAGAUUGUGGAUUGGGUGGAAUGUGUUUGGAGCCAAAUGUAUGCACUUGUAAUGUGGAUUUCAAUUUGAAGGAUGGUGUUUGUCAGUCGGAUUGUUAUCAAAAAUGUGAAAAUGGAAUAUGUUUUUCGAAAAAUCGAUGCAUCUGUUAUCCAGGUUUUAAAUAUCAUGAAAAGACCUUAACUUGUAUUCCGGUUGAGUGAAUUUUUGUAUUUUUCUUGGUUGUUAAUCUGUAGCUUGUACAAAUUUUAUUGUUUAAGUUUUUUUAAUAUCUAAUAUAAUUAUUGCCUAAUUAAAAUGAAGAUUAAAAGUUAA
Messenger RNA from Episyrphus balteatus (marmalade hoverfly), 4147 nucleotides. RefSeq lists its product as uncharacterized. The record is from RefSeq and is a predicted model, not a curated record. Gene Ontology annotation, molecular function: protein binding. Bases 16 to 4035 code for a protein of 1339 amino acids. The transcript is spliced from 10 exons. NCBI's taxonomy places the organism in Eukaryota, Metazoa, Arthropoda, Insecta, Diptera, Syrphidae.